AUUUAAAUUUGUUUUUCAAUUUCUCAAAUUAAAACUAAACAAUUAAAACAUGGGGGGAUGCAGAUGCGUGUUUCGAGAUUGUAAAAAUACAUCAGCGAAUAAUCCGCAAAGGCAUUUCUUUCAUUUUCCAGUAAAGUAGUUGCGUUAAUUUUUAUUUGUUUGAAUUUAGAGAUCCAGAGAAGCUAAAGAAAUGGAUCAAAUAUGCAGACGCGGAAAAUAUUUUAAAACUCGACCAAAAUAAAGUGGCAAACAAAGUUGUAUGUAAUGAACAUUUUCGAGAUGAAUGUUUUAUGAACUACAAAAAAAAUAGAAUAACCAAAAUGGCAGUUCCGACACUAACAAUUCUUUACGAAGAUGAUGAAGGUAAAGUAGCUUUGGACUACGAAACAUCAGAUUUUCCAGAGCCAAAAAGAAUUCCUUUACCAACAGCUGCACAUUUAAUACCGCCAGUGGUUGGAAGAAGAGUUUCAAACAGUUUGAAACAUAAACUAACUGAGGAUGAACCUAAGAUUAUCAAUUCAAAAAUACAACUUCUGCAAAAGAAUGUGGUGUGCUUCAAUUUAAAUAAAAAUAAGGAAAUUUCUGGUAUUGAAAUUGUAAAAACAGAUACAGUAGAAAGCCAGAGCAAAGAAAACGUAGGUUGGGAUAACUUUGAUGUAGAAAUCGAAAAUUGCCUGUCUAAAUUAACUAAUGAAACAUCAGAUAAUGAAAAAAAAAUAUCGGGUAUGACCGAAGGAGUAUUUUUAGCUGAAACCGUUGAAAUUGAAAAUAAUGAGCAUUAUAGUAUCAAUAAAAGCGUAGAAGACAAGGACGAUAGUAUCAAAAGAAUUGAAGUGCUAAAGAAAGAACUUGAAUCUAAUAAACUACUAAUAAAUGAACUCAAAGAUUUUGUUGAAAAAAUUCAAGCUGAUUCCGAAACGGAAAAUGAAGUCUUAAGAAAACAACUAGAACUAAAGGAGAGUGAAAUAGUAAAGCUUAAAGGUCAAAUAUCAGCUCAAAAUAAACCCAAUAAAACAUUAAUUCCAUUAACGAAAGAAAAACUCUUUCAAUCGAUCAAAAAAUAUGUAUGCCCUUCGAUGUCAUCGUUAAUACGUAUGGAAAUGUUCGGUAGCUCAGAACGAGAAUGGGAAAUAGAUGAGAAAGAAAGGGCUAAGGAGCUUUUACAAUUAGGUGAAUCGGUUUUUUUUUACUUUAGAGAUGAAUGGCGAUUUCGGUUGCCUCCACAAAAAGAUGUUGAGAAGUGGCUGCUUGAAAAUUGAUUAUCGAACUGUAAUCUCGAAAUUUUUUUCUGUUUGAUUAAUAAUUUUAAAUAAACAAAGCUUAUUUU
Messenger RNA from Condylostylus longicornis, 1327 nucleotides. Its product is annotated as THAP domain-containing protein 5. The record is from RefSeq and is a predicted model, not a curated record. Lineage: Eukaryota; Metazoa; Arthropoda; Insecta; Diptera; Dolichopodidae. The transcript has 2 exons. The coding region runs from base 291 to 1259 and encodes 322 amino acids. Gene Ontology annotation, molecular function: sequence-specific DNA binding.